CUUCAAGCAACCCUUAGUCGUUUGUUCAAAACACGUUUUGCUGUGGUACUUGGUGCUGUUCGUUUGUAUUAUUUUUAUACCGUGCUUUUCGUGGCUGAAACAAUGGUUUCAAAUACAGAUAUUGGCUUUAUCGCCUUGACUUUAGCGAUCGCACUGAAGCAGAAGAAGAAAAGGAAACGAAGGUGGUCAAAGGAAUGGUACAAAUUGAGAAACCGCUUUACUCACGAACAUUUAAUAAACGUUCUACGUGAAACGGAACCAGAAGACUACAGAAACUUUCUCAGAAUGAAUGAAAAAAAUUUCUACCAUUUAUUGGAUUUGGUACGACCAAAAAUAGAAAAAAGGACACUGUUAUGCGAGAAGGGAUUCCUGCAACUCAGAGGCUAAGCAUCACAUUGAGAUACCUAGCUUCUGGCAUGGAUUUGGAAGAUCUGAAAUUCAUGUGUGCCAUUUCUCCUCAGAGUCUGGGACUCAUCAUUUUGGAAACUUGCUCAGCAAUUAUCGACGCAUUAAAAGAUAAUAUUCAGGUUCCAAAAACUGAAGAGGGAUGGAAACUGGUUGCACAAGAUUUUGAAGAAAAAUGGAACUUUCAUAACUGCGUAGGGAGUGUUGAUGGCAAACAUGUAGGGAUCCAACAACCCUCCCAUUCUGGGUCUUAUUAUUACAACUACAAAGGGUUCUAUAGUAUUGUGCUUAUGGCUAUUGUUAAUGCAAAUUAUCAAUUAAUGAUGGUCGAUGUCGGAGCGAAUGGGCGAGUGUCAGAUGGCGGAGUGAUGAAGAACACGUUUUUUUUGGCGCAAGUUGUCUGAAAACAAACUAAACAUGCCUGAUUCUCGUGGGUUACCAGGUACUAAUGAAAAAUUUCCUUUUGUUUUCAUUGGU
Molecule: messenger RNA, 882 nt
Organism: Acanthoscelides obtectus
Lineage: Eukaryota; Metazoa; Arthropoda; Insecta; Coleoptera; Chrysomelidae
Source: the annotation of a GenBank genome assembly